AAUGUUGUGUAAAACGUCAUUGCCAUUUUGUCUUGUAACUGCUUUCUUCAUUUUGUCUUGUGUCACCCUUGCCCUGGCAGGAUCUGACUUUGAUUUUCCUUCCUUUCAAACUACAUCCAUUUCAGGUGAAAUUAGGAAUGAAAAUGAUGUGUUGGUUUCAUGGGGGACAAAAAGGUUGCUUACUGAAGAUGAACCUCCAUUGAACUCAUCACUUAUCUUGGCUGCUAAGAGAACAUAUAGAAAAGAUCCUCUUAACAAUUUCAAUAGAUAUACUGGAGGCUGGAAUAUCAGUAACCGCCAUUACUGGGCUUCUGUGUCUUUCACUGCAGCUCCAUUCUUUGUCGUUGCGCUGAUCUGGUUUGUGAUCUUCGCGCUGUGCUUGUUGUUCAUCUGUCUCUGCUACUGUUGCUGUAGAAGAGUUCCUUAUGGCUAUUCCCGAACAGCUUAUGCUCUGUCCCUCAUACUCCUCAUACUUUUUACCAUUACUGCAGUUGUUGGAUGUAUCAUUUUGUACAUUGGACAGGGAAAGUUUCACAGCAGUACAGUUAACACGUUGGAUUAUGUGGUUCAUCAGGCAAAUACCACCGCUGACAGUCUCAGAAACGUCUCAGGUUAUCUAGCUGCAGCCAAACUUAUUGCUGUGGAUCAAGUUUUGCUUCCUGGAUCAGUCCAAACAGACAUAGACCGCAUCCAAACCAAAAUUAAUUCUUCUGCUAAUACCCUUGCCAGUAAAACAGAAGACAAUAAAGAUGACAUAGCUGGUUUGGUAGAGUCUGUGAGAUUGGCUCUUAUUAUUCUAUCAGCCAUCAUGCUUCUUUUGACAUUUCUGGGAUUUGUACUUUCAAUUUUCGGGAUGCAGGCUUUCGUUUAUAUCUUGGUGAUAUUUGGAUGGAUUCUUGUCACCGGGACUUUAAUUUUGUGUGGCAUAUUUCUUGUUCUCCACAAUGUGACUGCAGACUCUUGUGUAGCAAUGAAUCAAUGGGUCCAACACCCUCUUGCUCAUACUGCUUUAGAUGAUAUCUUGCCGUGUGUGGACAAUGCCACUGCACAAGAGACCCUUACAAAAAGCAAAGAAGUCACUUCUAAGCUGGUCGAUGUUGUUAACCAGGUCAUUACUAAUAUUUCCAAUAACAACUUCUCCCCCAGCUUUCGUCCUUUGUACUACAAUCAGUCUGGACCAAAACUGCCAAUCCUUUGCAAUCCGUUUUACUCGGAUUUGACUGAUAGAUCCUGUAGCCCUGGUGAAGUGGACUUGAGCAAUGCUACAAAGGUAUGGGAUAAUUAUGUCUGUCAAGUUUCCCCUAGUGGCAUUUGUUCCACAACUGGCCGUCUGACUCCGGUCAUCUACGGCCAGAUGGCAGCUGCUGUAAAUGUGAGCUUUGGAUUGUACCAUUAUGGUCCUUUCCUGGUUGAUCUAGAAGAUUGUGAUUUUGUUAGACAAACAUUUGGAGAUAUAUAUAGCAUAUACUGCCCCGGACUUCAGCGUUAUAGCAAAUGGGUUUACAUUGGACUGGUGAUGGUUGGUUUAGCAGUAUUGCUUUCCCUUACAUUCUGGGUCAUAUAUGGGAGAGAAAGGCGACACCGCGUGUAUACAAAAGAACACAUGCCCAAACCAGCUGAAGGGUAAAGCGAUUUACGAGUAGUCUGCUUUGCUAUUUGUAAUGCUAGCUAGAGGUGUGUUGUUGUGUAUCAAGUUUUCUGUAUAUACUGAUGAGUGAUGCCUGUUGAUAGAGCUUAUAGUUAUAUUGUAUUAUUAGGUUCCAUUCCUCGGGGUUGAACUACAUUAUGUACUGUACAGAUGGUAUCAGUUUUAUCUUGAUGUUAUUAUGCCAUCUAUGGGAUGU
This is a messenger RNA of Solanum verrucosum, 1844 nucleotides long. RefSeq lists its product as uncharacterized. The transcript has 9 exons. The record is from RefSeq and is a predicted model, not a curated record. Bases 2 to 1627 code for a protein of 541 amino acids. Lineage: Eukaryota; Viridiplantae; Streptophyta; Magnoliopsida; Solanales; Solanaceae. Gene Ontology annotation, cellular component: plasma membrane; plasmodesma.